GCUGCUUGAGUCACGUGACGCACCGCCUUCUAUCCAGCAGUAUCAACAUGGCAGCGUGCAGCGUGUUUAAACCAGGACUGUUCAGUAACAAAGUAGCGAUAGUCACAGGAGGCGGGACGGGCAUCGGCAAGGCGAUCACUUCAGAGUUAUUACAUUUAGGAUGCAGCGUGGUUAUUUCAUCUAGGAAGCUGGAGCGUUUGCAGAUGGCCGCCGAAGAGCUGACAGGGAGAAUCCCACCAGACAGUCCAGCGAGAGUGACAGCUUUGCAGUGCAACAUCCGUAACGAAGAUGAGGUGAAGAAUUUGGUUUCCUCCACUUUGAAACUUCAUGGCAAAAUUGACUUCUUGGUCAACAACGGAGGGGGGCAGUUCUCCAGUCCAGUAGAACACAUGACUGCCAAGGGCUGGAAGGCAGUCAUCGAUACCAACCUGACGGGAACUUUCUACUGCUGUCAGGAAGUAUAUAAGGCCUGGAUGAAGGAACAUGGUGGAGCAGUUGUCAAUAUCAUUGCUGACAUGUGGAAGGGUUUCCCUGGGAUGGCGCACACAGGAGCAGCGAGAGCAGCUGUGGACAAUUUGACCAAGAGCCUGGCCAUCGAGUGGGCAGCCAGUGGCGUGAGGGUGAACGCCAUAGCACCGGGAACAAUCAUUUCUAAAACCGCGAUGGCGAACUACAAAGAAGCUGGGCCUACUUUAUUUAAGAUGUCUUUGGCCUUCAGUCCAGCCAAGAGAGUAGGAGUUCCGGAAGAGAUCUCCCCAGCUGUGUGCUUCCUGCUGUCACCGGCGGCUUCCUACAUCACCGGGGCAACACUGAGGGUGGACGCUGGACAGAGCCUCUACCACUCCUUGUGGAACAUUCCAGAUCACAAUGCCUGGCCUGAUGCACCGGAGGGAGAAAGCACAGAAACUCUGAGGGAGAUUAUGAGCGAUAAAUCCAAGCUGUGAGCUCUGGAGCUGAAGUCCCUCACCUCGGAAAGGAGAGACUUGCAGCCAUAAAAUCAUCACAGUAAUCCUGAACUGAUUUACCAUGAAUUCAUCUGUGUUCCAUGACCGCUUGUACAGUACAGGGUCACGGUGGUGUCUGUAGAGGCUGGAGAUACUCAUCCACAAUAGGUAGUUUUGCGGUUCGUCUUUGGAAGCUGGGAAUACCAAGAGAAAUUUUGGGAAGAUCAUACUCCACACGCCAGAAUUGAACCCACAACCUCUGAGGCAUUACUCCACAGUGCUAACCAAUAAGUUGCCUUUCCACUAUUAAUGCAUUCUUUAAUUUUGUUUGUUGUGUGAAAAAUAAAUAAAGAGAAUUACCUGAAAAUGUA
Molecule: messenger RNA, 1315 nt
Organism: Brienomyrus brachyistius
Lineage: Eukaryota; Metazoa; Chordata; Actinopteri; Osteoglossiformes; Mormyridae
Gene: pecr
Product: peroxisomal trans-2-enoyl-CoA reductase
Exons: 8
Coding region: 48-944 (298 amino acids)
Biological process (GO): phytol metabolic process
Cellular component (GO): peroxisome
Molecular function (GO): trans-2-enoyl-CoA reductase (NADPH) activity
Source: RefSeq, a predicted model, not a curated record